Molecule: messenger RNA, 654 nt
Organism: Marchantia polymorpha subsp. ruderalis
Lineage: Eukaryota; Viridiplantae; Streptophyta; Marchantiopsida; Marchantiales; Marchantiaceae
Source: the annotation of a GenBank genome assembly
AUGGGCAGGCUUCCUUCUGGUCUGCAAAUUCUUGAAAGAAACGAUUGUGAGCUGUGCAGAUCACAGGGAAACGUGGCUACGGUGAAGACGUUUGAGGCACACGAUGCAAAAGUGAUCAUUGCCGACAUUCAGGACGCUGCAGGAGAUUUGUUGGCACGAGAACUCGGCGGACCUGACACAGCCCGCUUCAUCCAUUGCAAUGUGAGCCACGAGGAACGCGUUGCAGCGGUUGUGGAUCUGAGCGUUAGUGCAUAUGGAGGACUCCACGCAAUCACGGGAGUGAAACACGCCGCCAGAGUUAUGAAACCGAUGCAAACGGGUUGCAUCAUUACCACGGCGAGCAUGGCUGCUCAUGUCGCAGUGUCCCCUACGGCUUACACGACUUUCAAGCAUGCCUUGCUGGGACUGUCUCGCUCUGCAGCUUUGGAGCUCAGGGACUUCAAUAUCAGAGCGAAAAGAGUUUGUCCUGGUAUGAUCAGGACAUCGAUUUGGAACGAGCUCGCUCAGACUACAAGUGUCUCACAAGACAUGGCAGGGCCUUUCUGUAUAGCUAAUGCAGCUCUGUUUCUAGCCAGCGACGAUUCUUCUUUCGUGAAUAGCGGAGACUUGGCGUCAAUGAUUUCGAUGAUAAAUGGAUUUUUAAAUUUGUUUUGA